AAGUCAAAGAAAAGAAAAUCAGGAUCUGGUACGGAGGCUAGCUUUUCAGCUAAUAAGGUUGGUAUAACUGAUAUUUUGAUAAAAAAAGUAGAUGAAAUGAAUGCUUUACGAGUUAAGCUUGCACAAAAUCGUAAAGAAAGGAAAGAAGCUAAACAUAAGAUGAAAAGGGUCUUAGAUUCCAACUAA
This is a messenger RNA of Racocetra persica, 186 nucleotides long. Lineage: Eukaryota; Fungi; Glomeromycota; Glomeromycetes; Diversisporales; Gigasporaceae. The record is from the annotation of a GenBank genome assembly.